Messenger RNA from Effrenium voratum, 634 nucleotides. The record is from the annotation of a GenBank genome assembly. NCBI's taxonomy places the organism in Eukaryota, Dinophyceae, Suessiales, Symbiodiniaceae.
AUGCAGGAGCCGAGUUCCAGCUACGAGGGGCUGCACCACCACGGGGCGGAGAGUUCCCAGGCGGGGUACACCUUCUCGGAGCUGUUGCUGCUGAGCCGCUCGGCGGCCUCUGCGCAGCGGGCCGCCGCGCUGCAGGUCUUGGCGGAGAUCUUGCGGAGGAGCCGCGCGGCGGCGCCCCAGGGGGUGUUGAGCGCCGACGCAGCCAUCCGUCGCACCGGGUUUUGCCCGGAGGGCACGGAGGCCGCGCCUUGGCGUGCCGGCUUUGGGCUGGGCCUUCAGGUCUUCUUUUGGCAUGGCCUGGCGCGGGGCGACUUGCCGAAGCACCUGGCGGAAAGUUUGGCUGACAAAGCGCGGCCGGUGCAGCUAGCGGCACUCCGGGCCACGGCUGAGCUCCUGGACGGCGUCGGGGAGGAGGCCCGCGGCUUCAACCCCAACACGACUUUGGUGGAUGUGGCCAGAAGCGCUGUGUCCGGCAUGGGCCAGUGUUGCGACGGCUUCGGCGGCGCGUUCUCGUGUCACAUGAAGCUCUUCCACCUCGGCGAGCAGAGGUGGUGCCCGGCUCAGGCUCUUCUCAGCGGGCAGGGAUUCGAUCCCAGGGACUUCACCUGGAGUCAGUCCACCUACGGCAGCGCCA